AUGAUGAGCGAGAGAGUCGAGAAGCGAUCAAACUCGGCUUCGCCUUUGAAUAAACUCGGGAAGUCGAUCGCGUUCGGGUGCGCGCUCGGUGUUCUCGUGAGUUUACUGAAACACCAGAGAGAUGAAGGACACUUGAAGAGAUCGAGAGUCGAACACGAGAGAGCGAUGAUGAGUUUUAACAGCGGUUCGAAUGGGAAGAGUAAUAGUAAUAAUAACAGGCGCAUGGGGGAUGCGGGUUUGAGGAGGAGUUCCGAGACUGGCGACGAAAGAGGUGUUCGGGGGCGAGAAGGAGAGAAGACGCCGUUUGAGCGGGAGGAAAAUCAAGAAGAAGCGGUGAUGGGUACGGUGUCGACGCAGAUGAGUGGUAGUAGUAGUAGCAGCAGCGGCAGCAGCAGUAGUAGUAGUAGUACUCGUCGUUCGUCCUCGUCGUCGUCUUCUCUGCUCGCGAAUAUCAAACCGCUCACGGAUACCUACCCGAACGCGUUCGCCUUGCCGUCCAUGUCUGAUGAACCGAACAAAGUGUGUGAACCGAAAACAAUCAACAAGGACGCGUGGGGUUCUGCCAGAAGGUUGGACUUCUCCGUAGCUAAGACUGAUACCAAUUGGCCGCAGAAUUGCGAAGGAGAUUUAAAAGCCUUGUGCGAAGUCGUCAAGGAGAUUGCGAUUGAUAGAGAAGUCUUGGCGGCGGUGGCGAAUUCCGCCGCGCCAGGAAUUUAUAAGUUUGUCGAUUCGAUUAAAUCCUUGGAAGUCACAAACUUUCUCGUCAUAUGCUUGGACGAUAUGUUGGAAAAGAACUUGAAAGAUAAAGGAGUGGCGACGUAUAGAGUGAAGAACGACGCGAGAGGGUCGCACAAAAUCUCCGCGCAAAAGUUUGGCAUCAUAAAAGAUUUCGUCAAAGUUGGGUGUUCCGUCUUAUUGACAGAUACGGACGUCGUGUACUUACAAAACCCAUUUCCGUACUUAUAUCGCGAUCACGAUAUCGAGUCUAUGUCUGACGGGUGGGACAAUCAAACCGCGAAUGGGUUUCAUCAAGUCAUCGACGAUGCGGCUAUGGGAAGAUCUGGACGCGCGCGAGUGAAAGCGUUUCGAGUUUCCGCGUUGAAUUCUGGAUUGUGGUACGUCGCCGCAACGGAAGCUUCGUAUAGGCUCAUGUCCAUUAUGGCGCAUAGAAUGGCGACGGAAGAUUUGUGGGAUCAAGCCGGCUAUAAUUUAGAAUUAUGGUUCGCCAGUCGAGAUUGGCACCAAACGAGCGGCGCGACGGUUCGGGUGAUGAAUCCGUAUUGUUUCUUAAACAGCAAAGUGAUGUUUCGUAUCGUGAGACAUAAAAAGGAGUUGGCUAAAGAUAGGCACAGACCAGUUGCUAUGCACGCGAACUACCACACGGAUAAAGAACGGAAAAUGCAACUCGUCGAUAAGUAUUACAACCACGACGCGAACGUCGCGUCUUUAGAAUGCACAGUUGGUUGUUCAGGAGAGUUAAAAUCCAUCGAGGAAUUGGAAGGAAAGCAUAAACACGCCGUUAACGAUGGGAUCAUUGGUUCUAAGAAUUGGAAGGAAGGUGCGCCUGCGGCAUAUUCCUCUCAGUGCGCGCCGAUGAAAGACUGGUCUGGGAAAAUUACCGAUUUAGGACGCUCGUUACACGCGAUUUCAAAAACACCGACACCACCGUCAAACGAUGGCAUAUCCGUACAAAUUGACGAAAUAUUAUCCAGGAAAGGCGAUGUUUUUAAAGGUGAACAGUCAUCCGCCAUAAUCGUUUCGGCCAACGAGGACAACGCGGACCAUUUGAAAGUCUUCCUCGAACGAGGCACGAAGAAAUUAAAGGUGGACAAACGUGUCAUUGUCGUCACAAAUUCACCGAAAGCGGCGAAUAUUGCACGAACUGUCUCUGAUAAAAUAUCCGUGUUGGAGUCGAGUAGUUACGAGGCGGCCAUUCUGAAAUGGAUUGCCAUGAAGCGACUGUUAGAGAAUGGCGUGCACACGAUUGCGAUAGAUCCGGAAACCGUGCUCAUGCACGACCCGUCGACGUAUUUUUAUCGAGACGCAGACGUAGAAGCCAUGUCGGACGGUUGGGACGAUAUGACCGCGUACGGCUACGACCACGUCGUCGAUGACCCUCACAUGGAUUGGUCGAGAUAUUGUCACGGCGGACGCGCAGCGAGCAGAGACGACGGGUUUGCGAGAUUUGAAGCGACGGAGGAAUCGUUGGCGCUCGCGACGCGCGUCGCGAGGAUACUCUUAGGCAUGAAAGGCUCUUCAUCCGCGGAUAUUGCAACCAGAGCACACGAAGCGUUCAAUGAAGCGCUCGAUUUGCCUGCCCACGGUGAUUAUGUCGGUCCUGGUGUCAUCAAAAGGACGCUGAAUUAUUUAUGCUUUGCAAACUCGAAGAUGAUUUAUCGCUUCGCUAAGAAGGAUGCAAAGGCGAAAAAGUUCAUCCCAGUUGCCAUACGCAUGAGUUACCACUUGCGAUUAAAAGAAACCGCGCAAAGAAUGACAGACGCGUACAAUUACUACGAGGAAAUGAAGCAGAACACCGUCCUGGGUGCGAGCGCAAAAACGAUUUCGAAUUUCGAGCGAUGGACGCACGGCGAAGGAUUCGGCGAAGUCGCCGCUGAUUCUAAAAUCCUAUGCAAAUUACGAAUGGUUUCUCCCACGGAAAGCACAGAAAGUUACUCAGAAAAAGCGCACGUGGCGUCUAUAUUAUCCCAAUUAGGCGAAAACGAACCGUUCUCCUGGGGUGGAGUCCCUGGUUUACGGUUCUUAGAACGCGGCGAUUUAACGACGCCGUGGGGUAAAGGCAAGUGGGGGUUCAUCGAUAAAGGCAAAGGACGGCUCGACAGUGUGAGCGUUUUCGCCGAGUUUGCAGGCGCGAAACACUUGCUGACUUUUGAAAACAUCGCGGAGAAUAACGCGUUGCACGAUGCGGUCUUCGUUUCCGAACGGUGCACGGACGGGGACCAAGUGAUUGGAAGAGUAGUUGCGAAAGUUAGAUAA
Bathycoccus prasinos is the source of this 2994-nucleotide messenger RNA. RefSeq lists its product with no specific name. The record is from RefSeq and is a predicted model, not a curated record. The coding region runs from base 1 to 2994 and encodes 997 amino acids. Gene Ontology annotation, molecular function: glycosyltransferase activity. Gene Ontology annotation, biological process: root hair cell development. The transcript has a single exon. Lineage: Eukaryota; Viridiplantae; Chlorophyta; Mamiellophyceae; Mamiellales; Bathycoccaceae.